Molecule: messenger RNA, 1113 nt
Organism: Triticum turgidum subsp. durum (durum wheat)
Lineage: Eukaryota; Viridiplantae; Streptophyta; Magnoliopsida; Poales; Poaceae
Source: the annotation of a GenBank genome assembly
AUGGACGGCCUCCAGCGCCGGCCCGCGGCGGCGGCCGCCGCGAGCGCGAGGGGCGAGGGGCAGCCUCCGGGCGGGCAGCGCGUCAUCCACUGCGACGUCGAGCCGGCGCCGCGGGCGUGGCCCGGGAUGCAGAUGCUGGCCCUCGCCGCCGUCCUCGUGCUCGGGGGCCUCCAGUUCCUGCCGGCCACCCACUUCCGCCACCCCGCCGACCCCUCCCGCACCUGGGUCCCCUUCGACUCCUCGCGCCACCCCCAGGAUCUGUCCCAUGAGGUUAAAACUGUAGAUGUCUACUCUUCGAUAAGCUGUCUGGAUCUUCGUACUCUCGCUGUGCUGACAAACUCCACCCUGUCCAGCUCAAGUGAUCCGCAUCAUGUAUCCUUCAAUUUCUUGAUACCUGAAGGAGGCAAUGAUCAAGUGCCCUACUACAAGAUAAAAGCAGUGCUACCUGAUUCAAAUAUUACUGUUACUAGCCAGAAGAAAAUCAAGGAUAAGCUAAAUCUUGCCACUCCAGAAGGAAACUUUUUUGUGUCAUUCCCCAAUGAACUGUCACCAAUCGUUAUUGCAAGGGCUCUCUCACGAACGAGAUAUGUUUAUAUCUCAGCAGACUCAAUCAUAAAGGGCAAAAUUGAAGACCUUGUUCGCAUUGAUUUGGGCAGUUAUGCGGUGGGUGCCUCUGAAGAUUGUAGCAAGUGCCUUGGAGAUUACAUCAGUAUGGAUGUUCUGAAUGCUGUGCAAAGAACAGCUCCAAGAGGUUUGCUACAUCAUACUGUAACUUUUGACAAGGACACGUGCUUCCUUGAUUUUGAUGUGCUUCUGGUGGAGCCACGUAAUAUAAAGAGGAAUCUCAUUGACUCUAUCGCCUUUUGGACCAAGGCUGUCAACCUAGCUAAUCAAAGGGACAGCGUUAUGUUGGCAAUGACUCUGGCCUUCUAUAACGAUUAUCUAAAGCUCCCUACCAACUGGAAGCGCGCAGACACUAACACAGACAUUCUCUACUAUGACGGACCCAAGAAUGUUUGCGCUGAAGAUGGCCGUCAGCACCAAGAAAAAGGCUCGGGCGAGAUCUGGCAGCAGUACCUUGGUCCGAAGUCCGACUCGCUGUUGAGCGCCUGA